Messenger RNA from Protopolystoma xenopodis, 843 nucleotides. The record is from the annotation of a GenBank genome assembly. Lineage: Eukaryota; Metazoa; Platyhelminthes; Monogenea; Polystomatidea; Polystomatidae.
AUGCAAAGAUAUACCAAUAUAUGGUUACCGGAGGAUCCCGAUCUAGCCUUGAAAUAUUUAAAACGACUUAAGGGAAUGAACAUGACACUGGACAUUUUAACUAAGACAGGAGUCGGGAUCAUAAUAAAUAAGAUAAGAAAGAUAUCAGAAAACCCUGAAAUUACUUCUCUUGGAAAAAACCUUAUUAAACAGUGGAAAAAAUUGGUUCCUGUUUCUGGAUCCAAGCGAUCGCCAGAGGAUGCCGGCAAUGAUGCCGUCUCAGAUGAUGGCUCCGGGGCACCUUCAAACUCAAAGAAAUCUCGAAAAACAUCAGUAGUGCAAGAGGAACCGCAUACGAAGCCCAGAGAUUUUCCAUUAAAUCUUUUCCCUAGCAAGCAACAUGCAACUUCCGACUCCACAAGACUCAAAGCGCGUGAAAUGAUACAGUCCGCAUUAAGUAGCGGCGGUGAGUCCAUAUUUCACAAUUAUUUGGCUUACUGUUAUGAGUCUUAUGUUCCUAAAGCAAUUUUCCUGACUUCAGAUACCCCUGCUGGUGGUUACGAGGCGGAAUAUCUAGCUAUUCGUGUGGAAUGUGCAAUCUUCGAAUUAUUUGGACAUUCUGGCGAUCCUAAGUACAAGCAACGGGUUCGGACGAGGGUGAUGAAUUUACGUGAUUCGAAUAAUCCUAAUCUAAGGAUUAACGUCUUGAUGGGACAUGUCAGUCCUGAAAAACUCGCAUCUAUGACUUCUGAGGUAGAUUUCCUUAAAUUUAUUGCUGAAUAUUUGAGCAUUCAAUUUGUUUUUCCUCAAAUUUUCAUUUAUCUUACUAAAAACCUACAUCUAUCUUUUUUUCAAUUUUUAUAA